AUGCUCUACUCGCAGCUGCCUCUUUCGUUGCUCAAGAAUGACGAAUACAAGAUCCCGAUCGACCCACCGACCACCAAAGCCUUUGUCGACUCGGUGCUCUCGACCACAUCAGCCAACAGCAAUCAGGUUUACGGCGCCAAGGUGGCAGGCAAAGCUCUGCUCUUUGACAACCCACCCAAGAAAUCGGCUCUGGCAGAGCUUGCCCAGACGUCUUCCGGAUCCGCAGGCGGGCCGGCAGGUCUUGCGAAACGCAAGCACAGGAGCAAGCACGGCAUGUCGGCCCAGAAGCGCCGCGAGCUCGGGAUCUUUGACCUCUCGGCCGAGGACAAGAAGGCACUCAAGUUUGCCGACUUUGUGGGGCUGGCCAAGCUGUGGACCGGAUAUAUGGACGAGCUGCUGUCGGAACACCAAGCCGCCGGAAAGGCCCCGGGGAAGCCAAAGACGCAGCGCUGGGGAAGCGAUCCCGCCGUUCAAGCCAAAUUAGCCAAGGCAGACUAUCACGGCUCGGUGCUGACGGUCGUCAAGUCAAAGUGCCCUUCGUACGUUGGCCUCUCGGGAAUCUGCAUCAAAGAGACCGAGAACAUGUUCUAUCUCAUCACCAGCAAAGACGAGUACAAGGCCGUGCCCAAAGCAAACAGCAUCUUCACCACGAAAAUCAAGGACCAUGUGUUCUCUCUCUACGGUAACCAGCUCAUUGUCAACCCUGCCGAGCGGGCUUCCAAAAAGUUCAAGAGCCGUGUGUCGAUCAAUUUGUGA
Polychytrium aggregatum is the source of this 756-nucleotide messenger RNA. RefSeq names its product RNase P/MRP, p29 subunit. Gene Ontology annotation, molecular function: ribonuclease P RNA binding. Bases 1 to 756 code for a protein of 251 amino acids. The transcript has 3 exons. Gene Ontology annotation, cellular component: ribonuclease MRP complex; ribonuclease P complex. Lineage: Eukaryota; Fungi; Chytridiomycota; Chytridiomycetes; Polychytriales. The record is from RefSeq and is a predicted model, not a curated record. Gene Ontology annotation, biological process: tRNA 5'-leader removal; rRNA processing.